Messenger RNA from Camellia sinensis, 708 nucleotides. NCBI's taxonomy places the organism in Eukaryota, Viridiplantae, Streptophyta, Magnoliopsida, Ericales, Theaceae. The record is from RefSeq and is a predicted model, not a curated record.
AUGAAGACUUUGGCAGACCAAGCCGAGGCUACUGUUAAAGCCAAAGAUGAUGCCGAGGAGAAGGCAGAUUCUGCGGAGGCCAUUAAGAAGGUUCUUGAGGCCGAAAAGAAAGUGGCCGAGGAAAAGAUGGCCCAGGCCCAGAAAGAAUUACAAGACGCCUUGGCCAUGAAAGAGGCUGAAAUAAAAGCCACAGAUGAAAAGGCAUACUCUGAGGGGGUGGGCGAUGUCAUGGCCGACUAUGAAAAACAGGUUAAGCAGGCAUGCAACAAGGGUUUUACCCUUGGUUGGAUGGCUCUUCUGAAAAAACUUGAAAUUCCCGAGGACUUCCCCCUCAGGAACACCGACGUCCUUCCCCUGCCAUUCUCUCCAACUCCGAGCCAAUCCGACGACGAUUCUGAGUCUGAGGAGGAGGCUUUGGUGAGGAAGUCAAAGGAGGCCAUUGAGACCAAGUCCCCUACUCAGAAUGAGCAAGUUGAUAAUCUAAACUUUGGCAAAGAUGGAGUGAAUGAACGAUUAGAGAAGAAGAGUGAGGAGAGAGAUGAGUGGGUUGUUGAGUCUUUUUGGGUUUUUUUGCAGAGAGAGAGGACGGAGGGGGACCGGAUCGAAGCCUCAAUGUUGAAGGAGAAAGAGACAGCGAGGAGCAGGCAGGCGGCGAUGGUGAUCUUAAACAUUUUCCUUAUUGUUCAUCUAUAUUUCUUUAGCACUUAA